Corythoichthys intestinalis (scribbled pipefish) is the source of this 4220-nucleotide messenger RNA. RefSeq names its product Golgi reassembly-stacking protein 2-like. Gene Ontology annotation, molecular function: protein binding. Gene Ontology annotation, cellular component: Golgi apparatus. NCBI's taxonomy places the organism in Eukaryota, Metazoa, Chordata, Actinopteri, Syngnathiformes, Syngnathidae. Bases 146 to 1447 code for a protein of 433 amino acids. The record is from RefSeq and is a predicted model, not a curated record. Gene Ontology annotation, biological process: Golgi organization. The transcript is spliced from 10 exons.
UCCUGCCACGUCACGGCGCAUACGCAGCAGAUGGCAACCCAUUUGACGACGUGUACCCGGUGAGUACAAGUAGUGGGGGGUACAUCAUCGGUCCCUGGAAUCAGCUCGCCAUAAAACCUUAACAAGCCUUAAAGACAGCGAUAUCAUGGGAGGAUCGCAGAGUGUGGAGAUACCGGGAGGUGGCACAGAGGGCUAUCACGUCCUCCGGGUUCAAGAGAACUCCCCGGGUCACCGAGCAGGGCUGGAACCCUUCUUUGACUUUAUUGUCUCAAUCGGUAACACCCGACUGAACAAGGACAAUGACACCUUGAAGGACCUUCUCAAAGCCAGCGUGGAAAAACCUGUCAGGAUGCUGGUGUACUCGUCAAAAACCUUGGACUUGCGGGAGUCCACUGUCACACCUAGCAACUUGUGGGGGGGGCAGGGCUUGCUCGGCGUCUCGAUUCGCUUCUGUAGCUUUGAAGGCGCCAAUGAGAACGUUUGGCAUGUUUUGGAUGUGGAGCCAAAGUCCCCGGCGGCGGUCGCCGGUUUGAGGCCGCACACAGACUACAUCAUAGGCGCUGACACGGUUAUGAACGAGUCUGAAGACCUUUUCUCUCUGAUUGAGAGUCACGAGGGAAAGGGCCUGAAGCUUUACGUGUACAACACUGACACUGACAACUGCAGAGAGGUAGUCAUCACACCCAACAGUGCCUGGGGAGGAGGUGGAAGCCUUGGAUGUGGGAUUGGCUACGGAUACCUCCACAGGAUUCCCACGCGACCUUUUGAGGAGGGGAAGAAGAUCAGCUUCCCGGGGAACGCUUCUGGCGAGCCUGUCAGUCCUUUGAAGGAUGGAUUUACUGAGGUCUUGGCGAACUCACUUGUCCAGUUAUCGGCUGUGACUCCGCCUCAUAUAGCUUCAACGUUACCCUCUGGCCUUGAAGAAUCGCUGUCUGGCCUGUCAAUCAGUACAGCUCCACCCACCAUGCCUAGCGAACUGCAGACAGGUUUGCCCACAGUACCUCUGCUUCCAACAUCCAACCCGUCCCUCAGCCCCCUCGCACCCCUCAAUCCUGCCACAGCCAGCUUCAACCCCGCCACAACGCUACCAGGCUUGAUGCCACUGCCAGGUGGUUUACCUCCGCUGCCCAACCUUCCCAAUCUCAAUUUACCGCUCCCGGACCUCAGCGGCAUCUCAUUAGCAGGCACCGGCACAGUAAUGCCAGCCGGAACAACAGUUCCUCCCCUGAACAUACCUGGGCUGGCCCCUUUGCCGCCUUUGCCUACCAUGCUGCCUUCCCAACUGACUCCCCUUCUCCCUCAAGGCAUGGCCCCCAUUCUGCCCACAUCAGCCUCUGUCGCCCCUCCGGCCUCUGUCACCGUGACGCCUGCCGCAGCGUCGAUCGGCAACACCGCAAGCACCAUGGAACUGCAGCCUCCUACGGAGACGACGCUAACGUCUUCGUAACCUGGGAAUGUUUCUCUCUCUUAACCAUUGAACCAAAACACACGACCGGUUUCUCUAUCCUCUUCCAUCUGUUCUCUGUUUAGUUUUCUAUUUAUUUGGCCAAUAGGGACAGGCUGCACCCAGUCAGAGAUUCCAGGUGUGUGUGAAGUUUAUGAAAAACACGUCUUCAUAAACAGAUUGUUAUAUUGCAGUGGAGCAGGUCGCACUGCAGCUUGCCUUUAAUAACUCUUCUCAUUGCAUUUACUUCUAUCUGACCGAAGUUGUUCAUCUUCUGCUCUCAAUUUCUUCCGUUUGAGAAGGUUCACGGUUCUAGCGAUUGACUGAAAUAUUCUUUUAAUCCCUUUAAUCAAAAAAUAUGUGUGUACAUUAUAUAUACACAUGCACAUAUACUGUUUGAACAAACAAGCCUUUCAUGAUCUGUCAGAAAAUAACUUUCGUACUGAUCUUGGUCUGUCCUUACUUGCAUUCCUUCCUUUUACCAGUGCAUCUCAAGAAGUUCGAAUAUCCUGUAGUUUACUUCAAAAGGUGACACUAAUGCUAUUAUUUAAAAAAUCUUAUUAGAAAUGUAUCCCAAAAUUCAAGUUUUAUUUUAUAAGGAUAUUGCAUAAUCAUUUUUAAAUAUAGAAAUUAAGACUCUGCCUUUGGAAUGGUAUGUUCCUUUAGUUAUGAGUUUGUAGUUUUGAUCUAUUGGCUGCCAUUGAUGGUGGUAGAUGUCCAAUUGAUUUGAACUGGGUGAGUGAAGAAUAAUCAUGUUUCACUGUCAUUUAUGUUUAAUCCAUUUGAACUGGGAGGGGCUAGCAGUGCAAAUAAUUGGACGUCUAUCACUGUCAAUGGCAACCAGGGAGUUUUACUUUUUGAUAUGUCCUACUGGAAUGAAUGAACAUUUGCAUGAUAUUCCAAUUUGAAAUGUACUGGUACUUUUUUCCCUCAAGUCAUAAAGAAUGAAUAUAUUAUUAGCGUUGCAGAAUUAUUUUUUUUCAUUAUUUUGAAAUUAUGACUGCUCGUUUUCUUAUAUACUGUAGCCCACAAAACAGACGAAAGAUGAAAGUCACGUCACAUGCAUUCUGUGCACCGCCGUAUUGUGGUUCAACUUUUGUGGCCCAUGAUGGUUCUUUUGAGUUACACUGAACAGCCACAAGAUGUCAUUGUAAACAAUGAAACAACGCUUUCCGGUAUGCAAAGUGCAAGCAAUAAAGCCAAACACAUUGUACAGUACAUUCGGCCUCUGUUUUCUUGAAAGAUUUUAUGAGGAAAAUUACAUUUAACUAGAAACUCAAGAAGGUGAUCACCAGUUUAAAGUCGUGUACAACGACAUCUGGUACAGGCUAGUUUUUGUAGUAGGGCUGUCAAACGAUUAAAAUUUUUAAUCGAGUUAAUUACAGCUUAAAAAUCGUAAUUAAUCGCAAUUCAAACCAUUUAUAAAAUAUGCCAUAUUUUUCUGUAAAUUAUAUAUAUAUUCUGUAAAAUAAAUUGUUGGAAUGGAAAGAUAAGACACAAGAUGGAUAUAUAUACAUUCAACAUACGGUACAUAAGGACUGUAGUGGGCAUUUCACUCUACUGUCAUUUAAAUCUGUCUAUGCCGUCCUCACUCCGAAGCGUCUACUUUUUCCAAAGCUAGACAGCUAGUGAAUGACGCCUUAAUAAUUAGACUUCUUCCUUUUUCAUCUGAUUUAUUAAUAAAAUGGCCUCAAACCAUUGUCCUCUUUAGACCUUCGUAAAACUACCAAAAAAAAAAGUACACAAGCAUUGCAUUAGCAACAACGUUAGCUUAGCACGCUAUACAGGUUCACUAAACAUAAACAAAAAGCGUCUCAUACAAAAAAUAUAACCUUUCGCUUACUAACAUAAUAUGUACAUUCUUUACAACAACCAUACUUACGGACAAAUCUUGUCCAAGGAUCAUAUAAGCACAACAUUAUCAGCCCGAGACGUCUUGCAGCCAUAAUGAACUGGCAAGAAAACAAUAAACCAUGUCGCAAAGCGACCACAAGAGUUCGCUGUUAGACAGCGCAAAAAGCCUUGCUGUAAAACUUACCAAAAGGCAGAAUACUUUCUGAGCGGGACAUGUGCGUUAAUUGCGUCAAAUAUUUUAAUGUGAUUGAUUUAAAAAAUUAAUUACCGCGCGUUAACGCGAUAAUUUUGACAGCCCUACUUUGUAGUAACAGUUAUUUUGUUUCCAAAGGAAUUUUAAACCAUUCUUCAGUUAGAAUACCUUCUAACUUUUUAGAGACGAUAGCGGUGGAAAUCGACGUUUUAAUUGAUGCUUUGAAACUGACCAUAAAUGCUCAAUAAUGUUGAGGUCUGGGGAUUGUGCUGGCCAUACGAGACGCUCAACUUCAUUCGAAUGUUUCUCAUGUCAUUCUUUCACAAUUGCUGUAUGUUCAAUGAUUAUGAUGCAAAAAUGUUAGGCGUUUCCAUUAUUUUGUCCAAACCCUUGUACAUAUAUCCAGUACUGGCCAAAGUAUUGGCACCUGUGCAAUUCUGUCAGAUAAUGCUCAAUUUCUCCCAGAAAAUGACUGCAAAUACAAAUGUUUUGGUAAUAAUAUCUUCAUGUAUUUUGCUUGCAAUGGAAAAAAAAAAGAAUGGAGAUUUUUUUUUUUUACACAAACUAAAAAAAAAAAAAAAAAAAAACGGGGCGGACAAAAGUGUUGGCACUUGGCACCCUUUGAAAAAUCGUGAUGCUUCUCUAAUUUGUGUAAUUAACAGCACUUGUUACUUACCUGUGGCACAUAACAGGUAGUGAAAACUACUAAAUCACACUUGCAGCCAGUAA